Eimeria necatrix is the source of this 426-nucleotide messenger RNA. RefSeq lists its product as hypothetical. The coding region runs from base 1 to 426 and encodes 141 amino acids. The record is from RefSeq and is a predicted model, not a curated record. The transcript is spliced from 2 exons. Lineage: Eukaryota; Apicomplexa; Conoidasida; Eucoccidiorida; Eimeriidae.
AUGCUCUGCUUGCUUGCUCCCGAAUGCCUCCCGCUGCGGCGCCUGCGCCGCCGCCCUCGCGGGCGCUCGACUGCAACCGCCGCAACCGCCGCCGCUGCUGCUGCUGCUGCUGCUGCUGCUGCUGCUGCUGCUGCUGCAGAGAAGCACCCGGAGUGGUACAGCGGGCCUGUGGGGCCCUGCGAAGCAACUCACCGCCUUUUGUGUUGGUGGAGGUUUAGGCCGACGGGGAAGCACCAGCCGGGGCUGGUGAUUCGGGACCUCGAGUCCGAGGUUGAAGCCAAACGGAUGACCCCCAGCGUCCGAGAUGCUUUGGCUGCGGGAGUGGCAGGAAGGGGGCCUCAGGGCCGCCCAUGGGGCCUCGGAUAUUGUGGUGGUGAUGAGUCUGGAGGAUUUGAAAUACUCUUUGUGCAAUUGGACCACUACUAG